UUAAUACAGGUGUGUUUUGAUAAAAAAAAAACAUCUUUGCGGUUCACCUCUGGGCCAGCAGCGCCGGCGAGCGGUUCCCUUUUUCGAUCUCUUGGCCUUCCCUUUCCUGGCGGCGACUACUGGGCGAGCGGCGCCGCCCUUCUCCGCCGACGAGCACCCAGUCUUGUAAACACCACGGAGGUUUUCUAUUGUGUCCAUAAAAGGCAGUUCAUGAACAUGCAAUUAGCCAUGUCUGGUGUGUAUGAUGAGAAGCCACCUACGGAUGUUCCCACUGAUCCGGCAUGUUCAAGGAACAGUAUUGAUGAGGAUGAUGAUUGGGUGAUAGUCAAGAAACAGCGUAUCACCAUAUUAAUUCCUCCACCAUCACCAGAUGCUGCGAACCCUGAAUCACACAGGCCCAGAGUAAGUUCUAAACAUUCUAGCUCAACACUGAGCAACAGAGACUGGGAUGCUGCCAGAAAGAAGCACCCUAAGCAGCUGAUUGCCGAGAAAUCCAAGAACCCUCCAGAGGAUGGCAAUAGCGAGAAAGCUCAAGUAGACCAUUCUGAAAGUACAGUUCAAAAAGAUGUUCCAAGGAUAGUGGAUGACAUACUAACACACAGUCCUGCUGCCCCUGUUGUACAGUCAGAAUGGACUGAAAAUGGAUUUCAGGCUGUUAAAGGACUCUUUCAUCAAGGCAGUGGACAAGUGACAAAUUCCUCUCAAAUCAUGGUUAAUCCAAGGAUGCCAGUUAUUUCUUCACCUGUUGCAGAUAAGAUAAUACGAGCCCGGCUUCUUGAGAGACGUGUUGCUCGGUUGGGAGGACUGAGGAAUUGGCUUUUUGAUUGCGGUCUUGGAUGGUUUGUCGGCAUAUUGGACAGUGAAAAGCUGGGGAUGUACCAGCUAGUCUCCCUUACAAUGACCCAGCUGAAAGAAAUGGGCCUUGUUGCUGUAGGUCCACGGAGGAAACUGAUCCAUGCCAUUGACAAUCUGUGCCGCCCUCGCCAUGUUGAGAAGGUUUCUUGAUCUCUAGCACAUUUUAGAUGGCUAAAAUGUCAGAAAGCUAUUUUUUGAAAGAGACCCCUGAAGUUUAAGGUGCCGCACCUAGGGUUCGAACCCUGGGCGGGAGCCUCCCGGCCAGUGGCCUUUGCCACUGCGCCAUGAGCUCCUUGGCCAUGUCAGAAAGCUAUUACAGGAAGGAAUGUCUGAAGUGGUCAGCGACUGCAGUCAGUUUGGUGAAUUAAGCCAUAUUUUCCUCUUGUAUGGAUAGCCAGCAUUGCAGUCAGUUUGGUGACUUAAGCCAUAUUGAUCUCUUGUAUGAAUAGGUAAAGGUUGACUCAUGACCGGGAAUCAGAAGCUGAAGCGAGUGUUGAAGUUUUCAGGAGGCUGAACCAGGAAUCAGAAGCUAAAGUGAUAGGCAGUUUAUCCUGCUUUGAGACAUGCUUUUCUAGACUAUCCCCUGUAAGAUAAUCUGACAUGGAUCGAGCUGAUAUCAUGUAAUCUCGCAGAUAUGGAAGGACAUUUCCUUCUGUAAGAACUGACAACUUUCAUGAAAUCUGUCGUACCUCUCCCCUGGAAAAUUUGCGAUGUCUGAGUUGGUGGGUGGCUGCGUAAUUGUAAAAGCUCCUGUGUUUGGAGUUGUAUUUACUGCUCAGUUGAGGAAUUAAGAGGAUCGGACAUUCUAAAGUUAAUCACAAGAAGUGAGGCAGAUA
Panicum virgatum (switchgrass) is the source of this 1691-nucleotide messenger RNA. RefSeq lists its product as uncharacterized. NCBI's taxonomy places the organism in Eukaryota, Viridiplantae, Streptophyta, Magnoliopsida, Poales, Poaceae. The transcript is spliced from 2 exons. Gene Ontology annotation, molecular function: protein binding. The coding region runs from base 211 to 1005 and encodes 264 amino acids. The record is from RefSeq and is a predicted model, not a curated record.